AACACCACACCACACUUUACAUUUGCAUUUACUAAAAGAAGAAGCCACCACCACAACCCAUCUUCAGCACCAUGAAGAACCUCUCUCCUCCCCGUUACGCUCUUCUUUUCACUGCACUGCUCGCUCAAUUACCCCUGUUUCAGUCAAGCUAUCACGAGUACCAAGAUGCAUUAUCAAAGUCCAUUCUUUUCUUCGAGGGUCAAAGGUCAGGCUAUUUGCCACAAGACCAACGCGUAACUUGGCGUGCUAAUUCAGGCCUAAGUGAUGGGUGGACAUAUAAUACAGACCUGACUGGUGGCUACUAUGAUGCCGGUGAUAAUGUCAAGUUUGGCUUCCCCAUGGCAUUUACAACUACAAUGUUGGCGUGGAGUGUGAAUGAAUUUGGAGACUUAAUGCCUCCGAAUGAGUUGAGAAAUAGCUUAGUUGCCAUUCGUUGGGCCACCGAUUAUCUGCUCAAGACUGUUUCUCAGCCUAACCGGAUUUUUGUUCAGGUGGGGGAUCCAAACGGAGACCAUAUUUGCUGGGAAAGACCAGAGGACAUGGAUACUUCUAGGAUUGUUUAUGCUGUGGAUGCGCCAAACCCGGCAUCUGAUGUUGCCGGUGAGACUGCGGCAGCCUUGGCAGCUUCAUCUAUGGCAUUUCGAUCGUCGGACCCGGGAUAUGCAGAAACAUUACUAAGAAACGCCAUUAAUGCCUUCCAAUUUGCUGAUAGUUACAGAGGAGCUUAUAGUGACAACUCCAAUAUUAAAGAUGGUGCAUGCCCAUUCUAUUGCGAUUUUGAUGGUUAUCAAGAUGAGUUGCUAUGGGGAGCAGCAUGGCUUAGGAGGGCAUCUUACGAUGACACUUACCUUAGUUUCUUACAGAACAAUGCGGAGACCCUGGGAGCUGAUGAAAAUAUUAAUGAAUUUGGGUGGGACAACAAGCAUGCUGGCCUUAAUGUUCUUGUCUCAAAGGAAGUUCUAGAAGGAAACAUGUACUCUCUCCAGUCAUACAAAGAAUCAGCUGAUAGCUUCAUGUGCACCCUCAUACCUGAAUCAUCAUCCUCUCACGUGGAAUACACUCCCGGUGGCCUAAUCUACAAGCCAGGAGGCAGCAACCUGCAGCAUGCAACAACGAUCUCAUUUUUGCUACUUGCUUAUGCAAAUUACCUAGAAAGAACAUCGCAAUCUGUCAAUUGUGGAAAUGUAAAUGUCGGUCCAUAUUCACUUCGGCAACAGGCUAAGAGGCAAGUUGAUUACAUUUUAGGAGAUAACCCUUUGGGAUUGUCUUAUAUGGUCGGAUAUAGCGACCAUUAUCCUCAACGGAUUCAUCACCGUGGAUCAUCGUUGCCGUCGGUUAAGGAUCAUCCUGAUGUUAUAGCUUGCAAAGAAGGUUCAAUCUACUGCAAUUCAUCAAACCCUAACCCUAACGUUCAUGUUGGGGCUAUUGUGGGUGGACCUAGCGAAGAUGAUUCAUACGAAGAUAGUCGAGAUGAUUUUAGAAAAUCCGAGCCAACAACGUAUAUUAAUGCACCAUUUGUUGGUGUGCUUGCUUAUUUUGCAGCAAAUCCCAGUUUUAGUUGAGACAAACAGAGCUCAAUUCUGUACAUAAACCAGUGUUUAUUGGCAUUUAAAAGUCGGAGGAAUGUCUCUCAUCCUGGCGAAAGCAAAGAGGUUGGAGGCUUGGUAGCUGCUGAAUUGUUAGCACUGGAUCGCGAAGAAUCGUCGUGACUUCUUACAAAGGAUAAGGACCUGAUUUUGAGAUGUAAAAUCCCAUUCUGGCUUUAAUUAAUCUGAUACAAGGAAAUGAAAUCUUCCAUUUUCUUGAUAUUUCAUUUUCAAUUUAGUUGUAAGAACAGAGCAUUCGCUGGCCGGCUGUCAAUCAACUGAAAGACAUGUGAUGUGUUUCGUGACUUUA
Populus nigra (black poplar) is the source of this 1896-nucleotide messenger RNA. Its product is annotated as endoglucanase 24-like. Bases 72 to 1562 code for a protein of 496 amino acids. Gene Ontology annotation, biological process: carbohydrate metabolic process. Lineage: Eukaryota; Viridiplantae; Streptophyta; Magnoliopsida; Malpighiales; Salicaceae. Gene Ontology annotation, molecular function: hydrolase activity, hydrolyzing O-glycosyl compounds. The transcript is spliced from 4 exons. The record is from RefSeq and is a predicted model, not a curated record.